GCUCUGGAUUUCAGAACAAACAACCACAACGACGAUAUGUCAUCAACCACCCACACAUCGACACCAUGCCAGCGGUGAAAACAACAUGGCUUCCACACACACAAACACAUUCCAAAUUCCAAAAAAAAUAUCAUAAAACAAGUGAAAACCUCAAAAAGAAUCAUGGAUGCAGAAAUAGUCUCGAAAAAAAUCAUGGACGCAAUAGAUGUAGAUUUCAAAAAGAGAAUAGAGAAUGCAAGAAACGGAACAUUUUGGAGUUUACAAGAUGGCGGACAAAAAUAAAAUGGCGGCUGAGCUCGAGGGUGCUGAUACCGCUGAUGAUUUUGAAUGUCACUGCACGGGCGGGAGCUGUUGAAUCUCUCACCAGCCGCAUGAUCUCUCUCCUCGGCUACCCCGCCUCAUGCAGCGUGGGCGGUGAAGCCCGACCAUGCACUUUAGCUCUGACGUGUUGGCUGCGAGGCGGCGCGCGCGCUCGCGGCUGCGGCGGCGGCUGGCUGUUGACCUGCUGCGUCAGGGAGAAAGAGAGGUGAGGAGAUCUGGCUCAUUCUAACUAUAGCACUAAUAACGUGAGUUCCAGCAUGACGUCAUCAGAGUGGCGCUACAAGGCGCCGCCGCGCCUGCGCGUGCCGCAGCGCAGUGUGGUCCCCAACAAUGUUUUCCGGAGGAGGGCAGACGACGAUAGCACUCAGUUGGACUGCGGUCUUCCAUCCACCCGUAUUCUGCAGAAGAGGAUCAUAGGUGGACGAGAGGCGAGGUUCGCCGAGUUUCCGUGGCAAGCGCAUGUCAGAAUCUCCGAAUUCCAGUGUGGAGGUGUUUUAGUGUCCCAUUGGUUCGUGGCGACAGCAGCUCACUGUGUGUCGCGCGCACAUCCGAGAGACAUCGCGGUGUGGCUCGGUGCCUUGGAUACCACUGCUGGAUCCAAUACUGCCAGGAAAGUCGGGGUCAUCCAAAAAAUCCUCCACCCGCUCUUCCAAUUCCGUAUGACGCAGCCAGAUCGCUACGACAUUGCUUUGCUCAAGCUCUCUCGACCAAUCGCCUAUGCCAGCCACAUACUACCCAUUUGUCUGCCAGAAGCUACCUUGGAACUGAGGGGGAAGAGUGGAGUGAUCGCUGGAUGGGGCAAGACGGACACAAGCAAUGGACAUACGGGGACAAAUCUGCUUAGAUCGGCUACUGUUCCUAUAUUGAGUACAGAGCAGUGCAUCAACUGGCAUCAACGAAAGCAGAUCACAGUCGAGAUCCAUUCUGAGAUGAUCUGCGCGGGACAUUCAGACGGACACCAGGACGCUUGCUUAGGUGACUCAGGCGGUCCCCUGAUAGUCCUGGACAGCGGGAGAUAUUAUCUGGCCGGCAUCACGUCAGCAGGGUUCGGCUGCGGGGUGGACCACCAGCCCGGGAUCUACCACAACGUGCAGUUCACUGCCAACUGGCUUAGGAGCAUCAUCAGCCCCAACACCAACACCAACUAUAUUGAUUUCUGAAGACUCUAAAGACACGAUUAACCAGAUCUUGACACAUGGU
Messenger RNA from Cydia splendana, 1521 nucleotides. RefSeq names its product serine proteinase stubble. Gene Ontology annotation, biological process: proteolysis. The record is from RefSeq and is a predicted model, not a curated record. Lineage: Eukaryota; Metazoa; Arthropoda; Insecta; Lepidoptera; Tortricidae. The transcript has 8 exons. Gene Ontology annotation, molecular function: serine-type endopeptidase activity.